Messenger RNA from Notothenia coriiceps (black rockcod), 1172 nucleotides. RefSeq names its product cytochrome b-c1 complex subunit Rieske, mitochondrial-like. NCBI's taxonomy places the organism in Eukaryota, Metazoa, Chordata, Actinopteri, Perciformes, Nototheniidae. Gene Ontology annotation, cellular component: membrane. The record is from RefSeq and is a predicted model, not a curated record. Gene Ontology annotation, molecular function: quinol-cytochrome-c reductase activity; 2 iron, 2 sulfur cluster binding. Bases 32 to 667 code for a protein of 211 amino acids. The transcript has a single exon.
UACGCGCUGCAGUGGAAAUGCGCCAUAACUGAUGAGCUGUUUGUUUUUGUCUACAGGCUGUGCAGGAGUCCGAUUUGCCCACACAGAUGUCAGGGUACCGGACUUCACUGACUAUAGGCGUCCAGAGGUGCAGGACCCAGGCAAGUCCUCCCAGGAGAGCGGUGAGUCCAGGAGAACCUUCUCGUACCUUGUCACCGGCGCCUCAACCGUAGUGGGGGUCUACGCUGCCAAGACAGUGGUCAGUCAGUUUGUGUCUUCAAUGAGCGCCUCUGCUGACGUCCUGGCCCUGUCCAAGAUUGAAGUGAAGCUGAGCGACAUCCCCGAGGGCAAGAACAUGACCUUCAAGUGGAGAGGCAAGCCACUCUUCGUCCGUCACCGCACAGAAAAGGAGAUCGCCGCCGAAGCCGAGGUGAACGUGGCAGAGCUGCGAGACCCUCAGCACGACAAGGACAGGGUACUCAACCCCAAAUGGGUCAUCGUCCUCGGGGUGUGCACACAUCUGGGCUGUGUGCCCAUCGCAAAUGCUGGCGACUACGGAGGUUACUACUGCCCGUGCCACGGCUCUCACUACGAUGCCUCAGGUCGCAUCAGGAAAGGCCCCGCCCCCCUGAACCUGGAGGUUCCAUACUAUGAGUUUGCAGACGACGACAAUGUGGUCGUUGGAUAAAUAACAUUCCCCCCCUUAAAUAUGGUGUUUGAGUCACAGGUGAACACUGAGAAGAUGCUAUCCUUCCUGCUGUGCUCGCCAGUGAAUGUCAUGAGGACAUGAAAUAAGAAACACCUGCCUAUCUUAAGUUAUAGUCCAUCUAAUUAGAAAAGAACAGAUGUUGUGUUCAGGUCUGUUUUAAUAAAGAUUUCUAUUUUAUUUGACACCUUGUGUUCAGUGUUUAACAUUGUCUUGCUUGAAAUGAUAACCUUGCUUAAAAUAGUCACAAGUUAUAUCUACUGAUUGCCAUCGCAUACUAGCGCAGGAGUCUGGUGGUUCAUGGUGUAGAGACAGGAACUGUUUCAUUUAAAGUCCUGUUAUGUAGAAAUUAUGUGUGAGUCUUGAUAUUGCAGGAUUCUUAAUUCUCCACACACAUGCAGGUUUCGCUGCAAGGAGAAAUAAUAGUCAGCACUGCAUCAACCAACUUGGGUUAAAAUAAAGGGUACUUGUACUGUACAGAGAUUGA